Paraphaeosphaeria sporulosa is the source of this 617-nucleotide messenger RNA. RefSeq lists its product as uncharacterized. NCBI's taxonomy places the organism in Eukaryota, Fungi, Ascomycota, Dothideomycetes, Pleosporales, Didymosphaeriaceae. The coding region runs from base 56 to 493 and encodes 145 amino acids. The transcript has 3 exons. The record is from RefSeq and is a predicted model, not a curated record.
UAACAUUUAAACGCUUCUCCACCUCUCAAGACCAGCAAAUACACAGUUCCCAGCAAUGCCUCAUCAAGUAGCACCACCGCCAUCUGGUGAAUUCCAGGUCGUCCUCUCCAAGACUUUCUCGGGCACAACUACCCAUCAGAUCGAAGUCAUCGGCGAGCACAACCGAAGCGCAAUCAUCCAACGUACCGAGCACAGCGGCAGUGGAAGCUCAUCAGAGAAGACAGGCGAUGUUCCUGCCGACGAUGUCCAAGAGCUCUUGUCUCUUGUUAGCCAGCUACGAGGCUUGCCGUCGCACGCUUCAAAAGACAUUUUCGGUCUGGAUACAAAGGUGGACUUCAAUACAUUUGAGCUUCAGUGGAGUAACGGAGAUGAAGAUUCGGCGGCAGGUGCUGUUAAUGAGCUUGCGAGCGAGCAGAAAGAUGACUUCAAGCGAAUUGUGGAAAGCAUUGAUGCGUUGGCAAGGACAUUCGCUGAGCAGGAUUCAGCGGUGUAAGCCGUCUGGGGAAAUAUCAAGUCGGAACUGUCACGUAGUACUGUAGCUACUUUUUCCACGCCGUCAUCAUUCAAGACUUGACUCAUAGUACGGCGAGAGAAUGAUUCUGUUGUCUUGUCGGGGA